Molecule: messenger RNA, 990 nt
Organism: Lodderomyces theae
Lineage: Eukaryota; Fungi; Ascomycota; Pichiomycetes; Serinales; Debaryomycetaceae
Product: L-serine/L-threonine ammonia-lyase
Exons: 1
Coding region: 1-990 (329 amino acids)
Biological process (GO): L-threonine catabolic process; L-serine catabolic process
Molecular function (GO): pyridoxal phosphate binding; threonine deaminase activity; L-serine ammonia-lyase activity
Source: RefSeq, a predicted model, not a curated record
AUGAAGUUACCCUCCAUAAAAACAUCAUUCGUCGAGGUCACGAGCAAAUUAGAUAAUCCACCGUGUCGUAUUUUUUUCAAAAAUGAACUAGAGCAACCAUCGGGGAGUUUCAAGUUGCGAGGUAUUGGAUACCUAGUGGCAACAAAAGUCCAAGAGGCGAGGGAACUAGGCAAGCAGAAAAUCGUUGUUUUUUCAUCGUCUGGCGGUAAUGCAGGGUUAGCGGCUGCUUACGCUGCCCGUUUCUACGAAGCCGAAUGCACAGUUGUGCUACCAAAGGCUACGAAGCCCGGAGUUGUUGAUAAAUUGAGUGCAUUAGGGGCAAGAACUGUUCUCCAUGGGGCUCAUUGGGGCGAGGCCGAUGCUCACUUGCGAGAGGUUGUUAUCAAAUCAGUCAGAGAUGAUGAAUAUCCAGUCUAUUGUCAUCCAUUUGACGAUCGUGUGAUUUGGGAAGGCCACGCUGAAAUUAUCAACGAAAUUGUAAAGGAGCAGCAGUUACCAAACUUUGAGAAAGUGAAGGGUAUAGUAUGUUCGGUAGGUGGUGGUGGGCUCUACAAUGGCGUGGUUGAAGCCGUGAGGCCUUAUUCGGUUCCAGUGCUCGCAAUGGAAACAGCGCAAGCACCAACAUUCCAUGAAGCUGUCAAGGCAAACAAGGUGGUUCAUUUGGAAACCGUCAAUACGAUUGCAUCUUCGUUGGGAUCACCAUAUCUCUCGUGUCGAUCAUUUGAAAAUUACAAAUCGCAUCCGACACAUUUGGGACUUAUUGAUGAUUUGGACGCAGUCCAAGGAGCAAUAGAUCUUUUCGACAAGUUUGAUUACAUGGUGGAGCCCGCAUGUGGGGCAAGUGUGGCUACAGUUUUCCGGAAGCGAGAUUUGUUGAAAAAAUUUGGCGACUUGAAACCUGAUGAUAUUGUGAUAAUUAUCGUGUGUGGAGGCGCGGGAAUAAACGAAGAUAUAAUCGAACUGUAUAGAGAAUUGAUUACCAGUAGAUAA